Molecule: messenger RNA, 3734 nt
Organism: Schizosaccharomyces octosporus yFS286
Lineage: Eukaryota; Fungi; Ascomycota; Schizosaccharomycetes; Schizosaccharomycetales; Schizosaccharomycetaceae
Product: glycine cleavage complex subunit P
Exons: 1
Coding region: 293-3349 (1018 amino acids)
Biological process (GO): glycine decarboxylation via glycine cleavage system
Cellular component (GO): glycine cleavage complex; mitochondrion
Molecular function (GO): glycine dehydrogenase (decarboxylating) activity; glycine binding; pyridoxal phosphate binding
Source: RefSeq, a predicted model, not a curated record
AAACACACACGGGGAUUAUAUUGCUAUCUCGCAGAAAGGCAAUCGUGAUGUUUUUUAUUGAUUUAUAUAUAUUACCUGAUGCCUAAAUCCGCCGUAAAACUAAAUCAGGAUCAAUUGGUUCAUGCUUCAAUUUACACUCUGAAUAAGUGACAUUCGCAUCAAUACUAAGAUUGUCAUUCGAGGUCUCUUAUACGCUAAUUCGGACGAUAAGCAGCUUGGAAUUGCAUAUUUUAUUUUUGAUUUCUAAGUCCUUGGUUUCGCGUCCACUUGCGAAACGGUUUGCUUCAUUGACAUGGUGUUCGCUUCAUCUAAAAGGACCAUUUCCUUGCAUGGACUCAUCAAGAGCAUUCAUAAAAACCGUUUAUAUUCUUUAAACAAGAGAAACGUUCACCUGACUUAUUCCAAUAGGACUUCUCAAAAGAAUUUUGUACCGCCGUUGGAUACAUUUAGUCGUCGUCAUAUCGGUCCUUCCAAAGAUGAACAAGAGUAUCAGCUUUCUACGCUUGGUUACAAAGAUUUCGAGUCAUUUUUGAAUGACGUUAUUCCACAAAAUGUUCGCGCUAAAGAGAAUAACAAAAAGCAUUUUCCUUCAUUCGAUUUUGAUACUCAUAAGCCUCAUACAGCCCCUAAUUAUUCAGAAAGUGAAUUUGGCGAACUGGCGGAAAAUGUAGCGAACAAGAAUAAGUUGGUGAAAACCCUUAUUGGUAUGGGCUAUUACAAUGUCAAGAUUCCUCCUGUCAUCAUUAGGAAUGUCUUUGAAAACCCGGAAUGGUACACUCAAUAUACCCCAUACCAAGCAGAAAUUUCUCAAGGACGUCUGGAGUCUAUGAUGAAUUAUCAAACAAUGAUUACCGACUUAACUGGCCUGAGCAUCAGUAAUGCUAGUCUUCUAGAUGAAGCCACUGCGGCAAGUGAAGCCAUGGUUAUGAUUAUGGCCAAUGAUCGUAAAAAACGUAAAACUUUUUUGGUUGAUUCUAACAUCUACCCUAACACAUUAUCUGUUCUCCGUACAAGAGCACGCGGUUUUAAUAUCGAUGUAAAGGUAGUCGAUAUCUCCUCGGAAAUUAUUACUGCAAAUGAGAAAGAUAGUUUUGGUAUUCUCGUGCAAUAUCCUGCUGCUGAUGGUUCUAUAUUUGAUUAUUCUGAACUCGCAUCAGCUGCUCACGCUUCAAAUAUGCAUGUGGUCGCUGCCACUGAUUUGCUUGCACUUACUCUUAUGAAGACACCCGGUGAAUGGGGUGCUGAUGUUGCAGUCGGCUCCACUCAGCGUUUUGGCUUACCAAUGGGGUUUGGCGGUCCUCAUGCUGGAUUUUUUGCUUGUAAUGAUGAAUUUAAGAGAAAAUUACCUGGUCGUCUCGUGGGCCUCAGUAAAGAUCGCCUCGGAAACCCCGCUUAUAGAUUGGCGUUGCAAACUAGAGAACAACAUAUUCGUCGUGAAAAGGCCACUAGCAACAUUUGUACUGCUCAAGCUCUUUUGGCUAAUAUGUCCGCAUUUUAUGCAAUUUAUCACGGACCUGAGGGCUUGAAGCAUAUCGCUAGUCGGAUUUACUCUCUUACAAAUAUUUUAAAGCGAGCUUUGGAAAGUGCCGGUUACGAUAUUUCAAAUAAGAAUCAUUUUUUCGACACCUUGACUAUCAAUGUUCAGUGCGCUGACUCCAUAUUACAAAGAGCGUUAGCCUAUGGCUACAAUUUACGCAAAGUCAGCGAUGGUGUUGUUUCCUUGUCUAUGGACGAGAGUAUAACCAACGAAGACUUGAGCCAUUUGUUUAGCAUAUUCGAAAUUCCUUCAACUCCAGAGACUUUCAUAGAAAACCUAAGCGAUGGUAAGUCUAUAAGCUCUGUUGAACAGUUGCCUGUGUCUGCUUUCCCUAAAGAGUUACGACGUCAAACUCCAUAUUUACAGCACGUCGUGUUCAAUAGAUAUCACUCUGAGACAGAAUUGAUGCGCUAUAUUCGUUACCUUCAGUCUAAAGAUCUUUCUUUAGCUCAUGCUAUGAUUCCUCUUGGUUCCUGCACAAUGAAGUUGAACGCAGUAUCAGAGAUGAAUCCCGUGUCAAAUCCGAAAUUUGCCAAUAUUCACCCUUAUGCUCCCGAAGACCAAGUACAUGGCUAUAAAUAUUUAAUCAAUGAUUUGGGAUUGAUGCUGAAAAAUCUUACUGGAUUCGAUGCUGCUAGUUUUCAACCUAAUUCUGGAGCUUCUGGUGAGUAUGCAGGACUAAGUGUUAUCCGUGCCUACCAGAAAUCUAUAGGUGAGGGACAUAGAAACAUCUGUCUAAUUCCUGUUUCUGCACAUGGAACCAACCCAGCUUCUGCCGCUAUGGCUGGAUUGAAAGUUGUUCCUGUGAAAUGUUUAAACAACGGUAACUUAGAUUUUGAGGACUUAAAAGCUAAGGCUGAGAAGCAUUCUAACCAUUUGGCUGCUUUUAUGGUUACUUACCCUAGCACAUUUGGUAUUUUCGAACACGGAGUAAAGGAGACCUUAAAUGUUAUUCAUCAAAACGGAGGCCAAGUUUACUUUGAUGGUGCUAAUAUGAAUGCAAUGGUUGGACUAUGUAAAGCUGGAGAUUUAGGCGCUGAUGUAUGCCAUUUCAAUCUUCAUAAGACCUUUUGCAUACCACAUGGCGGUGGAGGUCCUGGUGUCGGUCCUAUUUGCGUUAAAAGUCAUUUAGCUGACUUCUUGCCUUCUAACCCAGUUAUUCAUUGCGGUGGUCAAAAGUCUAUUGGUUCGGUUAGUUCUUCUCCUUAUGGUUCUGCUAGCAUAUUGCCUGUUUCUUGGGCUUAUAUGAGAAUGAUGGGCCUUGAUGGGCUACGUGAUGCUUCAAAGGCAGCUUUAUUAAAUGCAAAUUAUAUGGCUGCGCGUCUGGCUCCUUAUUAUAAGCUUGUAUAUACCAACGACAAAGGCCGCUGCGCUCAUGAAUUCAUUUUAGAUGCUCGUGAGUUCAAAGUUAGUGCCGGAAUCGAGGCUACUGACAUUGCUAAACGGUUACAAGAUUACAGUUUCCAUGCACCGACAUUGUCAUGGCCUAUAACUAAUACUCUAAUGGUGGAGCCCACAGAGUCUGAAAGCAUGUAUGAAAUGGAUCGUUUCUGUGACGCCUUAAUAUCUAUUCGCCAAGAAAUCCGUGAAAUUGAGGAGGGUAAACAGCCUAAAGGUAAUAAUUUACUAACUAAUGCACCACAUCCUCAAAGAGACUUGGUUAGGGAAGAAUGGGAUCGGCCUUAUUCGCGUGAACGUGCAGUGUAUCCUGUACCUAUACUUAGUGAACGAAAAUUUUGGCCAACGGUGGCUCGUUUAGACGAUGCUUACGGUGACAAAAACUUGUUUUGUACGUGUGCUCCUAUGCAGUAAGUCAUAACCGAAUGACUCUUCUUUUCCGCUUCAAUCCCCCGUCCCUUCAUUCCUCAAUUAUCUACCUUUAUAGAAGCAAUGGUGCGAUGGUUCAUAAAAGACUUUGCAUUACGCUAUUAGGAAUAUCGGUCCUCUUGUUUAAAAAGUUUCAUGUUCAACUAGGAACAAUUUAUUUAAUGAAGAAAAAAGGAACUGAUUUUCAACAAUCAGAAUGCGAUAAUAAUACUCUCAUAUAAUUAAUAGAAAGAAUAAUAUUAGUGAUACCAACACAUUUAAUGUUGCUUUAGUUAGAGCUGGCAUUUGGAAGCAAAGACUGAAGGCUGGACUAGGAAUAAAUUGACAUAUAAACGUUACAGUGUUAAUAAUGAAAAAUGGUUAUGAAAAU